Molecule: messenger RNA, 1216 nt
Organism: Xiphias gladius (swordfish)
Lineage: Eukaryota; Metazoa; Chordata; Actinopteri; Istiophoriformes; Xiphiidae
Exons: 7
Coding region: 276-893 (205 amino acids)
Source: RefSeq, a predicted model, not a curated record
GGCAAGCCACUAGAAAGACUACAAAGACUGCAGGAGCACCACCAGCAGUGUGCCCAGCGAGAAGAGGUGGAGGCCACAGUGAAGAACCAAGUAGAAAAAACUCUACAUCUGAUCCAGUAUCUCACUGAAGGCAGCAUGUGACGUUGCGAUUGGGAAACAUAUAAAGGCUGAAGCAGAGUGGGGAGCUUCUUCCUCUAAGGGUCACACCAUCCAAGAACAAACUUAGAAGAGGACAGAUGGAAUAAAAGAUGUAAUGAAGCUCCAUAAAGUGUUUGAUGUCCACGGAGGAGGAGACAGAAGAGAAACUCUUGGAAGGAUCUAACUCAGCAAACAAGAAUCUCAUUGCUUUGUCUGCAAAAGUGGGAGCUGCACAAAAGUCACAAGUCAGUCAAAGUGAUGCCAAAGUCUUCAGGAGAAGUCUUUCAAGCAAGCUCAAGAUUUGGAUGGCUCCUCCAAAGGAAAGAAGGGUUUUUGCUCAAGAUUCAGAUGCACCAGAUAUUUUCAGUCAAAGGACAUCAACUGCUGGCCCCUCAGAUGAGCCCAAAAGGACAGGAAAAAGAACCCCAUCCAUGCCUUCCUGGACUGCUGCAAAGUUUAUCUUGUGGUUAGUGGUCAUGCAGACUUGCCCUCGAGCCGGACACUGGCCUAAGAACUGGAAUUGGUUCCAAGGUACAGAUAGUCAGUUUCUCAACCCAAAAGCAUUCCAUCUCAGGCCCUGGAGUUCAGCUGAAGAAGCAGCAGAAUGGGGAAACUGGGCCAGUACGUCACUCCUGGUAAAGAACUGUGCCUCAAGGCACUUCAAACAGAACCUUUUGGAAAGAUGUAAAGAACCAAGUCUACAUUUCCAUCACAACUCAAAAAAGGAAACCGUUGUAGUUCAUUUUCAUAUAUAAAAGCAGCUGGAUCUGUAAGUUGAGAAUGUUAUGAGCUCAGUUCUCUGAGAUUGCAACAAUGUCAUUAUGUCAGUACCAAGUGUAAGGUGAAGUUUUAAUGUCAGAAUGGCAGCUCAACAUAUAAUUAUAGAUGGAAUAUCUUAAUUCUUAGUAGCUGCAAGCAGAAGAAUGUUCUAAGAUCUACGUUACUUAAAUAAAGUAAUUCCAGUAUUAUCUCUCAUGUUAAGUCUUUUGUUGAGUCUUAUGACAUUUCUAUGACAUUAGUAAAUACUGGCAUGGAUUCCAAGCAAUAUACAGAAAAAUCUUAAAUGUAUUUACAACAA